GUCUUUACCCAAAUUAAGCAGUCAAGACGAAGAAGGGGGGGCUGGUCAUGGCUAUGGUGGCGGGCCACAACACUUUGAACCCAUUCCUCAUGAUCAUGAUUUUUGUGAAAGAGUUGUUAUAAAUGUAAGCGGGUUAAGGUUUGAAACACAAUUACGAACGUUAAAUCAGUUCCCCGAUACGUUACUGGGGGAUCCAGCUCGGAGAUUACGGUACUUUGACCCGCUGAGAAACGAAUAUUUUUUUGACCGUAGUCGACCGAGCUUCGAUGCCAUUUUAUACUAUUAUCAAAGUGGUGGCCGACUACGGAGACCGGUCAAUGUCCCUUUAGACGUAUUUAGUGAAGAAAUAAAAUUUUAUGAAUUAGGUGAUCAAGCAAUUAAUAAAUUCAGAGAGGAUGAAGGCUUUAUUAAGGAAGAGGAAAGACCAUUGCCGGAUAAUGAAAAUCAAAGAAAAGUUUGGUUACUUUUUGAGUAUCCAGAAAGUUCACAAGCCGCCAGAGUUGUAGCCAUAAUUAGUGUAUUUGUUAUAUUGCUAUCAAUUGUUAUAUUUUGUCUAGAAACAUUACCCGAAUUUAAGCAUUAUAAGGUGUUCAACACAACUACAAAUGGCACAAAAAUCGAGGAAGAUGAGGUGCCUGACAUCACAGAUCCUUUCUUCCUUAUAGAAACGUUAUGUAUUAUUUGGUUUACAUUUGAACUCACUGUUAGGUUCCUCGCAUGUCCGAACAAAUUAAAUUUCUGCAGGGAUGUCAUGAAUGUUAUCGACAUAAUCGCCAUCAUUCCUUAUUUCAUAACAUUGGGUACUGUCGUAGCCGAAGAGGAGGAUACAUUAAAUCUUCCAAAAGCGCCAGUUAGUCCACAGGACAAGUCAUCGAAUCAGGCUAUGUCCUUGGCAAUAUUACGAGUGAUACGAUUAGUUCGAGUAUUUCGAAUAUUUAAGUUAUCUAGGCAUUCGAAGGGUUUACAAAUUUUAGGACGAACUCUCAAAGCCUCUAUGCGGGAAUUAGGUUUACUUAUAUUUUUCUUAUUUAUAGGCGUUGUACUCUUCUCAUCGGCGGUUUAUUUUGCGGAAGCUGGAAGCGAAAAUUCCUUCUUCAAGUCCAUACCCGAUGCAUUUUGGUGGGCUGUUGUCACCAUGACAACCGUUGGAUAUGGUGACAUGACGCCGGUCGGAGUUUGGGGAAAAAUUGUGGGAUCACUGUGUGCCAUUGCUGGUGUCUUGACAAUCGCUCUACCGGUACCGGUUAUUGUCAGUAAUUUCAAUUAUUUCUAUCACCGUGAAACGGAUCAAGAGGAGAUGCAGAGCCAAAACUUCAAUCACGUUACUAGUUGUCCAUAUUUACCUGGUACAUUAGGUCAACAUUUAAAGAAAUCAUCGUUGUCUGAGUCCUCAUCAGAUAUGAUGGAUUUGGAUGAUGGUGUCGAAUCAACGCCGGGACUGACUGAUACGCAUCCUGGUCGUUCGAUGGUUCCAUUUUUGGGAGCCACCCAUCAACAUUCUCAUAUAGCUCCAACAACGGCCUCGUGCGCCACCGCCGCCGCUGGCGUCGCCAAUAAUACGGCGGCGUCUGCUAUAACCACAACCCUGCCAGCAACGCCUCAGCAACAAACGCCAGACAAACAGCAGCAGCAGCACCCGCAGCAACAACACCAGUUGCAACAACAGCAGCAGCAACAACAAAUCCAGUUGCAAAAUGGCUAUAAACAAUCUGCCAUCAGUGUUACCAGCAGUGGUAACAUCCAGACCCAUAGGCAUAAUAAUGCUUUGGCCGUUAGUAUCGAAACCGACGUUUGACUACUGGUAAAAAAGACGUUACGUGCGAUAUUUUGGCCUUGUACAAUACGUUGGAUGCCAGAAACGACUACCAAAGCUGUUUAAACCAAAAAAAAAAGAACAAAACAAAAAAUAAUAAUUUAUGCAAAUAUUUAAUUUUAAGUAGUAAUUUAAUUAAAUUGA
This is a messenger RNA of Musca vetustissima, 1957 nucleotides long. RefSeq names its product potassium voltage-gated channel protein Shaker-like. Lineage: Eukaryota; Metazoa; Arthropoda; Insecta; Diptera; Muscidae. Gene Ontology annotation, molecular function: delayed rectifier potassium channel activity; protein binding. The transcript has 11 exons. The record is from RefSeq and is a predicted model, not a curated record. Gene Ontology annotation, cellular component: membrane; voltage-gated potassium channel complex. The annotation marks the transcript as partial. Gene Ontology annotation, biological process: protein homooligomerization; potassium ion transmembrane transport.